Molecule: messenger RNA, 2139 nt
Organism: Engraulis encrasicolus (European anchovy)
Lineage: Eukaryota; Metazoa; Chordata; Actinopteri; Clupeiformes; Engraulidae
Gene: hmbsa
Product: hydroxymethylbilane synthase a
Exons: 14
Coding region: 212-1300 (362 amino acids)
Biological process (GO): heme biosynthetic process
Cellular component (GO): cytoplasm
Molecular function (GO): hydroxymethylbilane synthase activity
Source: RefSeq, a predicted model, not a curated record
AGGGCAUACCCGAAAUUCAUAGGCGGAAGUGGAGUGAGUAGUCUUCGAGGUCACACGCCACCACUACAGCGUCUGUAGAUGAUGGGUGGCCGGCGAGGUUGUGCAUUCAGCUAGCAACUUCUUACAUAGGGCAACUUAUCCAUUUUGCCUGGGCUAUUUGUUUAUGAGAACAACCAGAUCAUAGUGCCAUUGUCAGACCAUUCGUAGGAGGAUGGAAAAGCCAGAAGAGGCACACAAUUCCUUGGAGAAGGAAGGAAAUGGGAAUGCCAAUCAUGUUAUUCGGAUGGGGACCAGGAAAAGUCAGCUGGCCCGUAUCCAGACAGAUUAUGUCAAAGAGAAGCUGAUGGAACUGCACCCAGAUGUGAAGUUUGAAAUAGUUGCCAUGUCCACAAUUGGAGACAAAAUCCUGGACACUGCUUUGUCGAAGAUUGGAGAGAAGAGCCUGUUUACCAAAGAACUGGAAAAUGCACUUGAAAGGAAUGAGGUUGAUAUUGUUGUGCACUCUUUGAAAGACCUUCCCACCACAUUACCCCCCGGGUUCACAGUUGGAGCUGUAUUAGAGCGUGAAAGUCCGUAUGAUGCUGUGGUGCUGCACCCAAAACAUGCAGGGCUGUCUUUGGAAACGCUGCCAGAAAAAAGUGUGAUCGGCACGAGUUCACUGCGCCGUGCUGCUCAGCUGAAGAGAAGGUUCCCUCAUCUGGAGUUUGAAAGCAUUAGAGGGAACCUGAACACUCGUCUGAAGAAGCUGGAUGAGAAGGAUGACUAUGCAGCCAUCAUCCUAGCUGCCGCUGGCCUGAAGAGAAUGGGCUGGGAGAACCGGAUCAGCAUGAUCCUUGAGCCAGCUGAUUGUAUGUAUGCUGUUGGCCAGGGAGCUUUGGCGGUAGAGGUUCGAGCACGGGACCGACACAUACUCGACAUGGUGUCUGUGCUUCACCAUCACGAUACCGUACUUCGCUGCAUUGCAGAAAGAGCUUUCCUUCGACAUCUGGAGGGAGGCUGUAGCGUACCCGUCGCUGUGCACACGGAAGUAAAGGAUGCGCUGCUGUGUUUGACAGGGGCAGUGUACAGCCUGGAUGGUGCAGACAUGUUGAAGGAGACCAUGCAGAUUAGCAUCCUCCCAGACAAUGAGGUGCCUCAGGUCUCUGAUGACGGUGCCCAUGUCGGGGUCACUGCAUACAACAUAUCUGAGUCCUCCCAGGCUGCUGCUGAGAAGCUUGGGGUGGACCUGGCUGAGUUGCUGCUGAGUAAAGGAGCUAAGGACAUCCUGACCACUGCACGGCAACUCAACGACGCCCGAUGAGUCCUCUAUCUAUUCCCAUGCCAUGAAGCCAGAUCGGAAACAUGGCGUUGAGGCCACACAGUGCUUUCAUCUGUACUUAAAAUCUGCCCACUUACUUUGCUGCAGCUCUAAGCGAUAUAAAAUUAAGUGUAAUGGCCUCUUGAGACUGCAGAUGAGAAAAGUCAGCUAGUCUUUUUUUCUUUACAGAUGACAACUGUGGCCACUCAACGUCUUUCUUAGCUUUAAUCUUUAGUCCAAACACUGAAGGUUUAAUCAACCAUAUUGGCAAAGUUACAGGUAUCCUCAGGGCAGACGUAUCAUACUCCACUGUCUAACAAAACAGUAAAGAAAGAAAACAAGUCAAGUGGGAAAUAAAAGGGUGUCCACAGUUCCAAAAACAUGGAUUUAGGAACAAGCACUGUUAAUUCAAAAUGGUAAACCUAACACCAGAGCCCAGUAUGUGGCAGUGAGAAAACCAUGAGACUGCCAUAGUUGGUUUCUCAUUUCACAGGUUAAAAAUCAUCCAAGCUUGUAACCAAUUCAUGUUUUUGGACAAGCCCUUAUUUUUCCUAUACCUCAUUUUGAUGUCAUUUAAACCGUUGCUUUCAAAUUCAUUUGCCAAUCCUGAACAGGUUUAAAAGCCUGCUUUGAGUCCAUUAGUUGUGCUUUGAGUGUCGUCUGUGUUGUCCAUUUUGACAUUUUAGCUACUUAUUUAUGACUGAGGGUACACUGUUGUAUAUAGUGUAAAUGAGGCAAUAGAAAGUAUUUUAGACGUCAAUGACUUGUCAGUGGACAAUGCCUUAUAUCAUAUGUGCUUACAUGGAGCCUUGUAUCUUUUUAAUAAAAUCUACUUAAUUUCA